UCUUCAAAACACAAUCUCUGAAAAAGCCUGCUGCCUCCUACAACCCUCUCUCUCAUCCACCUUCCGCCUCCAUAAAACCCCACUUCCACCCUCACAAUCUCACCAGACAAAACCAACAGCUUCCCACUUAAACUAUAACCUCUCUUUCCAAACAAAAAAAAGCAUUCACAAAUGCCAUCUGAUUCCUGCGAUCACCGGCGAACUACCAUCGCAAAGCCGCACAACGUCGGUGGUUGUGGUGGUGCUGCUGGUGCAGGUGCAGGUGCACCGCCGCCUGAACCCGAACACCUCCCGUGUCCACGUUGCGAUUCUACCAACACUAAAUUCUGUUACUACAACAAUUACAACUUCUCUCAGCCGCGUCAUUUCUGCAAAGGAUGUCGCCGUUACUGGACUCACGGUGGCACUCUUCGUGAUAUCCCCGUCGGCGGUGGAAGCCGGAAGAAUGCUAAACGUUCUCGUGUCACCACCAACGCUCAUGGCAACUCUAGUAUUUCGCAUUCUUUGGAAUUCCGUCAUAUGGCUCCACCGACUGGUACUCCGAUCUUGAUUCCGUUUGCCGGUGAGCACGGCGGAGGAUUGCAUUUUCUCGGCGAAGGGAAGUCCGGGAUGAGUAUGUGUGAGAGUUUUACGUCGUUGUUGAAUAAUACACAUGGGCCUGGUUUCUUUGGAGUUGGAGGAUUUGAAGAUGGGAGCUUUGGUUUUGGAAGGUCGAUUUGGCCGUUUGCCGGAAUCGGAGAUGGUGGUGGUUCUGUUCAGUAUGCGUCGGGUGGCGGCGGCGGCGGCGGAGGGAGUAUGAUCGGCGGUGGGCAUACGUGGCAGGUGGAGAGUGGAGAUGGUGGAGAUUGUUUUACUUUGCCGGAUCUUGCUAUUUCUACACCUGGAAUGAUAUGAAAAUGAAAGUUGAAUUUAGAAGUGAUAGUGUAGGAUUGUUAAUGUGUUACCAUCUGUAUUAGAUUAAUUCCUGUUCGGUUUUAGUACGAGAAAACAAACAACCUUUUAAA
Messenger RNA from Lactuca sativa (garden lettuce), 1004 nucleotides. RefSeq names its product dof zinc finger protein DOF3.4. NCBI's taxonomy places the organism in Eukaryota, Viridiplantae, Streptophyta, Magnoliopsida, Asterales, Asteraceae. Gene Ontology annotation, molecular function: DNA binding; DNA-binding transcription factor activity. The record is from RefSeq and is a predicted model, not a curated record. Gene Ontology annotation, biological process: regulation of DNA-templated transcription.